AUGGCAGAAGUUCUAGGAGCCUCACCGUUACAAGUACUGGCUGUGCUUGGAGGCGUGGCAGCACAUGUAUCCCUCUUCCGAGUUGGAGAAUGGGACCGUUCGCUCCCCAAGAUUGCUGGCACGCUGAUCACUGCGAAUCUUGCAGCUGCGGCUGUUAUCAGCUACGUGUUGACAAACGGAGGGAUAUCAGUGGCGGGGGCACUCAAGGACACGUCGAAAUUGACGGCAUGGUGGGUAGUCGGGGUGUACGCGAGCAUGCUCAUAUAUCGCGUUUUCUUCCACCGUCUCCACCGUUUUCCGGGGCCGUUUAUGGGCCGGGUGAGCAAUCUUAACACGACGAGGUUGUCUGUCAAGGAGUUCAAGCUCUUCAAGGAGAUCCAGGCGCUGCAUAAGAAGCAUGGUGAUUUCGUACGCAUUGGGCCUCGUGAGCUAUCGAUCAACAAUGCCGACGCAGUCGAUGUGGUACACUCUGCGAGAUCGAAGUGUACAAAGGGUCCCUGGUACAGUAUUCACCACCCUCAAGUUUCUCUACAGCAAACACGCAACAAACUCGAGCACUCCCGGCGCAGAAAGAUCUGGGACAAGGCUUUCAACUCCAAAAACAUCCGUGAAUAUGAACCGCGCGUCACGGGACACACAGAGCAACUACUCACACAAAUCGAGAGACUCCACAAUGAGCCCAUCAACGUCACCGACUGGUUCAACUUCUACAGCUUCGACGUCAUGGGCGACCUCUCGUUCGGCAAGUCGUUUGGCAUGCUCCAGGAAGGCGUGGUUCAUUACUUCAUGAAAGCCCUCCAUGGCUUCAUGAAGGUCGUGGGUAUAUUCAGUCGCAUGGGCUACGUGUUCCCCAUCUUCCGCAUGACCCCAGUUCUGAAUGCAGAGGACAAGAAAUUCUGGCGGUUUGUCGUCGACGAGACCGAGGGUAGGCGCAAGAACCCGCCUUCGCGCCCAGACAUCAUGUCCUGGCUCCUCGAGGAGUACGAGCAGAAAAAGAGCCACACGUAUCAGGAGCGCGUCAAUCUGUACGGCGAUUCGCAACUGAUCAUUGUCGCUGGAAGCGACACAACCGCCGCCACCCUAACGACCCUCUUCUUCGAACUCUCACAGCACCCGAAAGUCCAGCAAGCCCUCCAGCAAGAGAUCGACCAGCUCUUUGACGACGCCGGCGCCGACGUCAUCGACGCCCAAUCGCUGUCCAAACUCAGCUAUCUCAACGCCGUCAUCCAAGAAACCCUCCGCUUGCACCCUCCCGUGCCAUCAGGCUUGCAGCGUGUGACGCCUUACGGGGGCGUUGAGAUCGCCGGGACGUUCAUCCCGGGCGACACCAUCGUGCAAGUACCCAUCUACACGCUGCAGCGUGAUGCGCGCAAUUUCCCGCGGCCGGAUGAGUUUAUUCCCGAGCGGUGGACCACGAUGCCGGAGCUGGUGAAGGAGGAGAAGUGCUACAUGCCGUUCUCGACAGGUCCUGAUGGAUGUGUUGGUAAACAGCUUGGGCUGAUGGAAGUCCGCCAGGUCACGUCGCAGCUUGUGCGGAGGUAUAGCGUCAAGUUUGCCCCGGGGCAGAAGCCAGAGGACUUUGAGAAUAGCAUUGAGGAUACCUUCACGACCGCGCUUGGGCCGCUCAGGUUGAAGUUUGAUGACAGGAAGCAUGUUCAUGGGAAAGCGUGA
Messenger RNA from Pseudovirgaria hyperparasitica, 1671 nucleotides. RefSeq names its product cytochrome p450 monooxygenase. The record is from RefSeq and is a predicted model, not a curated record. Gene Ontology annotation, molecular function: monooxygenase activity; iron ion binding; heme binding. The transcript is spliced from 5 exons. NCBI's taxonomy places the organism in Eukaryota, Fungi, Ascomycota, Dothideomycetes, Acrospermales, Acrospermaceae. Bases 1 to 1671 code for a protein of 556 amino acids.